GCUCUGUGUCCCCUGCUCUACAUUAAAGUGCAUCUCACUCUUCUGUUUACAAGCUGCCAGUUAGCUGUAAAAAGGUCAUUGACCCAAUAGCCCCAAGAUACACUGCCCUACUAAGCUCGCAGUUUGUUCCAGUCUGCAUUUCUGAGGCCAAGGAGGAGAUGAAAGAGGUUGCCAAACAUCCCAAGAAUGCAGAUGUGGGAAUGAAGCAGGUGUGGUACGGGCCAAAGGUCCUUAUUGAGGGAGCUGAUGCAGAAACUUUCACAGAGGGUGAGACCGUCACCUUCAUCAACUGGGGAAACAUCAUAAUCACCAAAAUCCACAGGGAUGCCAGUGGAGCGAUCACGUCUCUGGAUGGUCAUCUGAACCUAGAGAACACUGAUUAUAAAAAGACUACUAAGAUCACCUGGCUCGCUGAAUCCAGCCGCGCUCCACUCGUGCCCACUGUCUGCGUCAACUACCAGCACCUCAUUACCAAGCCGGUUUUGGGCAAGGAUGACGAUUUCAAGGCUUACAUCAACAAGAACAGCAAGAUAGAGGAGAAGAUGCUAGGAGACCCUUGCCUGAAGGACUUGAAGAAAGGUGACAUCAUACAGCUGCAGAGACGAGGUUUCUAUAUCUGUGAUCAGCCUUAUGAGCCAAUCAGCCCCCACAGCUGCAAGGAGAGUCCCUGUGUCUUGCUGUACAUCCCAGAUGGACACACAAAAGAGAUGCCCACUGCUGGCUCCAAGGACAAGAGCAAGAGCCAGACAGCUGCUAAACCUGUGAAGGCAGAGUCUGUUCCUCUGAGCAAAGCCAAGCAGGCUCCUGUGUCCAGCCCAGCGCCAGCCGCACCAGGAGACUCUUCCGUCCUGUACUCCAGCCUUGUGGCUCAGGGAGACCUGGUCAGGCAGCUCAAGACAGACAAGGCCCCUAAAGAGCAAGUGGACGCUGCUGUAAAGCAGCUCUUGGCCUUGAAAUCUGAGUUUAAACAACUGACCGGACAGGAGUACAAACCUGGCAUGGCUCCACCCACAUCUGCUCCAGCACCGAAGAGCUCCACCCCCACCGCUGCAGCAGAAAGUCCGAGCCCUGCCUCCACCGGUUGUCCAUACACUCGUGUUGCUGAGCAGGGCGAGGUGGUUAGUAAACUGAAGGCUGAAAAAGCACCCAAGGAGCAAGUAGAUGCUGCAGUGAAACAGCUCUUGGCUCUUAAAGCUGAGUUUAAACAGCUCACUAGUCAAGAAUACAAACCAGGCAUGGCUCCUCCCACAGCAUCUCCCCCGCAGCCCGCGCCUUUACCUGACUCCUCCACUGCUGCCACAUAUGGGCGUGUGUCCGAACAGGGGGAGGUGGUCAAAAAGCUGAAAGCAGAAAAAGCACCAAAAGACCAGAUUGAUGCUGCAGUGAAGCAGCUUUUGGCUCUGAAGGAAGAAUAUAAGCAGGUGAUAGGGCAGGACUACAAACCCGGAGUUCCCCCUGCUGGUGCAUCUCCAUUGACUCCAGUUCAGCCUGCUGCAGUGUCUGGCUCCUCUGACAGCUCUCCUAAGGCUAUUUAUGAUCGCGUCUCUCAACAGGGAGAACUUGUGAGGACAUUGAAAACAGAAAAGGCACCCAAGGAUCAGAUAGAUGCUGCUGUGAAGGAGUUGCUCACUCUUAAAGCCGAGUACAAGCAGCAAACUGGACAGGAUUACAAAGCAAGUGUGCCUCCAUCUUCAGGCCCCGCCCCUGUACAAUCUAGCCCUGCCCCACCCCAAUUUAGCUCCUCCCAGCCUCAAUCCAGCUCCUCCCCUCAGGCUCAAGCGCUGUUUGCAGACAUAGCCCAGCAGGGGGAGCAAGUGAGACGGCUUAAAGCAGAGAAAGCUCCUAAGGAGCAAGUUGAUAAAGCAGUGAAGACUCUGCUUGAACUGAAGGGUCAGUAUAAAGCCCUCACUGGUGAGGAGUACAAGCCUGUGACCACCCCAGGAUCCUCAGGGAACACGGGAGGAGAAGACAAGAGCCGCAAGGACCGAGAGAACAAGUCUGAGAAGCAGGGAGGAGGAGGAGGAGGAGGAGGACGCAAGCAACAGAAAGGAGGAGAGAAACCUCAACAAGUUCAAGACUCUGGAGCAAGUGGAGCAGGAGAUGGCCAGGGGCCAAAGAAACAGACACGGCUGGGACUGGAGGCAAAGAAAGAGGAAAACCUGGCUGAGUGGUACUCGCAGGUGAUCACCAAGGCUGAGAUGAUCGAGUAUUACGACGUCAGUGGCUGUUACGUGUUGAGGCCCUGGUCUUACUCUAUCUGGGAGGCUAUCAAAGAAUUCUUUGACCGGGAGAUCAAGAAGCUGGGUGUGGAGAACUGCUACUUCCCCAUGUUUGUCUCUCAGGCUGCCCUGGAGAAAGAGAAGACCCACAUUGCAGAUUUUGCUCCAGAGGUUGCUUGGGUGACAAGAUCAGGAAAGACAGAGCUGGCAGAGCCCAUCGCUGUGCGUCCCACUAGUGAGACAGUGAUGUAUCCUGCCUAUGCCAAGUGGGUUCAGUCACACAGAGACCUGCCAAUCAAACUCAACCAGUGGUGCAACGUCGUGCGUUGGGAGUUCAAACACCCCCAGCCCUUCCUGAGGACCAGAGAGUUUCUUUGGCAGGAGGGACACACAGCGUUUGCCACUAAAGAGGAAGCUGCAGAGGAGGUUCUGCAGAUUCUGGACCUGUAUGCUCGGGUGUACCAGGAGCUGAUGGCCAUCCCUGUGGUCAAGGGCAAGAAAACAGAGAAGGAGAAGUUUGCAGGAGGAGACUACACCACCACUGUGGAGGCUUACAUCUCAGCAAGCGGUAGAGCUAUUCAGGGUGCCACAUCUCAUCACCUGGGCCAGAACUUCUCCAAGAUGUUUGAGAUUGUCUUUGAGGACCCUAAGAAACCAGGUGAGAAGCAGCUAGCCUACCAGAACUCAUGGGGCAUCACCACGCGUACCAUCGGAGUCCUGACGAUGGUUCAUGGAGACAACAUGGGCCUGGUGCUGCCACCUAGAGUAGCAUGUCUACAGGUCGUCAUCAUUCCUUGUGGCAUCACAGCCACUCUCCCAGAAGCAGAGAAGGAGCUUCUGUUGGCCCAGUGCUCCAAAUAUCUUUCUAGACUACAGAAGGCCGACAUCAGAGUCAAGACAGACCUGCGUGAUAACUACUCACCUGGCUGGAAGUUCAAUCAUUGGGAGCUGAAGGGUGUGCCCAUAAGGUUGGAGGUUGGGCCAAAGGACUUAAAACAGGGCCGGUUUGUAGCAGUAAGAAGAGACACAGGAGAAAAGCUCACUGUGCCAGAGGCUGACGCUGAGAAGAAAAUCUUAAACCUUCUGGAAGAGAUCCAGAACAACCUCUUUAAACGGGCCUCUGAUGAUUUGCACAAACACAUGGUUGUGGCUGAUACAAUGGAGCAAUUCCAGAAAGAUCUGGACCAGGGAAGAAUUGUGCAGAUUCCCUUCUGUGGAGGCAUUGAGUGUGAGGACUGGAUUAAAAAGACAACAGCCAAGGAUCAAGACCUGGAGCCUGGUGCACCUUCAAUGGGAGCCAAGAGUCUGUGUAUCCCCUUCGAGCCCUUGAAGAAACUGCAGGCCGGUCAGAUGUGCGUCAGCGGCAAAGAGCCUGCGCAGUUCUACACGCUGUUUGGUCGCAGUUACUGAGACCGUUUUCCACCCCUAAAAUAAUGACUCUUCUUCUUAUCAAAUGCACUUGCAGCAUAACUGUAAGACAUCUGUCAUCUCCUCUAACCACGCAAAAUACUACUUUUCACUAUAUUUUAGAGGAAUCCCCUCUAUUUUUCUGGUCACGGGUUUACUAGCUGGCACGCAGAGAGUUUUAGGCUGAUAUUAGAUGUUCUAUGCGGGCCAUACUUAACCUUUGCGCAUCUUUGUCCUAAAUAACUGUCUGACAAUUGUAAUGAAUUAAAUAUUAUCGGUAAUAAAGGGAUUCUUAAUUU
This is a messenger RNA of Sinocyclocheilus grahami, 3925 nucleotides long. Its product is annotated as bifunctional glutamate/proline--tRNA ligase-like. The record is from RefSeq and is a predicted model, not a curated record. Bases 159 to 3629 code for a protein of 1156 amino acids. NCBI's taxonomy places the organism in Eukaryota, Metazoa, Chordata, Actinopteri, Cypriniformes, Cyprinidae. Gene Ontology annotation, molecular function: ATP binding; proline-tRNA ligase activity. Gene Ontology annotation, biological process: prolyl-tRNA aminoacylation; translation. Gene Ontology annotation, cellular component: aminoacyl-tRNA synthetase multienzyme complex; cytoplasm. The transcript is spliced from 23 exons.